Exophiala viscosa is the source of this 948-nucleotide messenger RNA. RefSeq lists its product as uncharacterized. Bases 1 to 948 code for a protein of 315 amino acids. The record is from RefSeq and is a predicted model, not a curated record. Lineage: Eukaryota; Fungi; Ascomycota; Eurotiomycetes; Chaetothyriales; Herpotrichiellaceae. The transcript is spliced from 2 exons.
AUGUCGACAGGCGCCGAAACGAACGGCUGGCAUAAUCCUGGCGUCGAAAAUGGCAUUGAUCUCUCCAGUGGCAACGCGACAUCUUCAGGAACAGGCCUUCCUUACCGAGUAACAGACCACCGUCGAAAGUGGGCAAUCUGGUUCGCAUGCUUCUGCUUCGAUGGCUGCGUCCUUCCCAUCAUCUUGUUCUACUCGUUGUGGUUCGGGUCGAAGUUGACGCAUUGGACUAUCCUGGCGAUUCUGACCUCCCUUUCAUUCUGGGCUUCUUACCACAAGUGGUUUUCACGCGGAUAUCGGCUGUUCAUCAAGCGCGACCCAAAGUUCCGACCCAUCAAUGGCAACCGCUGGGCCUUCGACUGCUCAUAUUAUAUCUUGUCGCUAGCCCUGCUGAUAAUGAUUCUUGAGCUUGUUAUCGCCACAUCAACCAAGAACGUUCCAGUCCGCGUUAUCAGCAUGGCACCCCCGUCCGUGGCAUAUGUCAUCGGGAUCUACAUGCUGAUUCAAAACACGCUUCACUGCUUGAAGGUCAAAACACCUGUGACGCUCUCUUCAAUAAAGCGCGGAUCUGUAACCCCUCCGCCAUUGUUCACCGUCAUGGAGGAUGUAUUCGCGGCGGACGGCUGCCACAUGGGUCUUCCAGCCCGUGAGGCUAUGGUCGCACUCUAUUCCGGCAACCAGAGAUUCAGGCGCUCUUUGAUGAUGUGGUCGUGGAUUUGGUGUUUUGCAAUGUUGGCGGUCGCCAUCGGAAUGUCCAUCGUGGUAGGGCAGACAUCGCAAACGACAGGAUUUGGUAUUGCUUAUGGUGUCACUUUCCCGAGCAUUGUCGUUAUGACAGCGUUCACAGCCUGGUGGAUGGACAAGCAGGAUGCAAGUGGUGCUUUCUCGGUAUCCUCUCGUCAGGGCAAGAUCCUUUCAGGAAGCAGCAUGAGAAACCCAGAUCGAUCAUGA